UUGAGACCGCAUAUUAUAAUCUAAAACUUAAUCUUCUUCUACUCCAAAUUUGCUUAUAGUCUCCGUUGGAAAUUCUGUAAGAACUCUUGUGAAAAAUUGAUUUGCCGUUUUUUUUUAAUAAUCAGCAAAUUUCAGUAUUAUUAGUCGAUCAUCAUGGGUUACGAACUGGCUCGUAAGAGGAAAAGUCCCGGUGGUUGUGGGAAUGGAAAGAAAGAUAAGAAGAUGAAAUCUGUGGAAUGGUUGAAUAAUGGUAUGCAUCCUGAACUUCAAGCAGAAUUCGAUUCAACUACUCGCGAUUGUGAUCGCAAUGGUGAACAAGAGGAUACUGAAGAUUCUGGAGAAGAAAACCGCUCUGGCAAGUAUAAGACCAGCGGCAAUCAGAUUUUCUUUGAUGUUCAGGUAGGAGUAUCUCCUCCCAACAGUCCAAAGCAACCACCAGUAGAUGAAUUAAAAGGACUUCCAAACCUCGUCAGCCCUAAGCAAAUUGAACCAGGCACUCACUCUAAGCUAAAUGGUUGCUUCCCGUGGAAAAAAGGGAAGCGUCUAAUUCUACAAUACGCCAAAUCUAAACGAGUACACAAUCACUGAACAAUUGAAGAGUUGCCCAAAUAAAUCUGAACAGGAAGAAAGUUAGAAGCCGGUAUGUUUUUUGUUUUAUUUUGUGUGACGACUGGCGAGAUGGAAACGGUAAAGCAUUAUUGUGAUUUAUUUUUCUGAAGAAGUUUACAAGUCCAAAUAAUGGCUUAAAUUUGAUAAAUUUUCCUCUUUUCUUACUUUGUUAUAAGCUGAUUUUUCUAUCUUUCUAAUCCA
Molecule: messenger RNA, 810 nt
Organism: Papaver somniferum (opium poppy)
Lineage: Eukaryota; Viridiplantae; Streptophyta; Magnoliopsida; Ranunculales; Papaveraceae
Exons: 3
Coding region: 154-588 (144 amino acids)
Source: RefSeq, a predicted model, not a curated record